Molecule: messenger RNA, 1689 nt
Organism: Cyphellophora attinorum
Lineage: Eukaryota; Fungi; Ascomycota; Eurotiomycetes; Chaetothyriales; Cyphellophoraceae
Exons: 1
Coding region: 1-1689 (562 amino acids)
Source: RefSeq, a predicted model, not a curated record
AUGCCGGCGAGGCUUGGUGGUAGACCGCAUCAGGAAGAAUGGUCGGACACUUCUGAUGUCGACUCGGCGCGACACUCCAGUCCACGCGUCGCCACAUCUUCCAGCCCAGCUGCGGCGCGAAGUUCGAGUGUUGGUGAAGCCCAGGAGGAUGUUCGACCAAAUUACAUUGACUCGGUCGCCAGACGAUUGCAGAACAAUCUCUCUCGCGCACACGCCAGCGUCAAUCAAGUACAGCCUGAUGGUCAAGCGACGACUUCUGCUCCUAGCAGUCGCUGGACAACGAGCGCAUCAGCUCUCAAUGACCACGGCGAUGUUGAUGUCGAGCCCACGCAACAAGACGAUGUAAUCAUGUCUGAUGACGAAAAUGCAUCGGGUCCGCUCAAUCUUCCAACACGACCACCCCCUCGAUUUCAGUACCCGAGUGCUCGGCCUCAAGUGCUGCCGCAAGUCGCAGUCGCUUCCUCCGAUUCAGACGCGCAAGCCGACCACCAAACCCGUCUCGACGCGUACACGACAUUUGGCGCGCCCGCCGCCUUCAUUCAGCAACACCUUCCGGCAGAAGACUCCAACCACUUCAACGUCCGCGCGUCGCUGCACACUGUCUUCGCCAUCAAGACAAUCUCGACCAGCCAAUGUGACGAAUGCAAAUCCAAAGGCAGAGGCGAUGAGAUUUAUCAGUGUAUUACGUGCGUCAAGCAAAUUUGCCAGUCCUGCAUGGAGGACUCCCUCGAGAAAGAGCGCAAGGGCAUAGCAGAGGCAAAGAAGCGUGCUGGCCUUGGCCAAGCCGAGAUCGACGAGGACGAGUACGUGUGGAGAUGGCAGGGUGACCAUCGCCAUAAAGGCCUCAAAGAGUGCUAUAUCGCUCGAAAGAAUGCUCGCGCUACUGGUGAAUACCAAGUUGACGUCAAGAUCUCUAUGCUUAGUCCUGCUGAGCCUGGAGAUGAUACCGUGACUGUUCGAAUGAUCAUUGAUGAUGACGACGAUGGGGAAGUCCCUGAGGUGGACGAAGAUGAGACUGAGGAGGAGUAUGAUGAGGAAGAAGAGGUGGAGGAAGAGACACCGACCAAGAAGAGAGCUCGAUCAGAGACUGGCACUGACACCAACAGCAGCAGUCCCACUGGAAGCGAGCGAAGCGAGCGAGUGCAACCAGUACGAAAGAAGCCGCGUAAGGACAUUCCUCGAUCUGUGCCCCUCGACUUCGCUACUCAAGCAGAGACGCUCAGUCGAUCGGUGCGCGGCAACAAUGAGACCUCUAAAAAGUUGCAGAGAAUCCAGGAGGCAGCCGCCAAGAGUCCUCAAGGUCUACCACGGCCUCGAGUUGCGUCGAGUGUCGCAAGAUCUCGUCCUCCUUCGCUGGACCUCCGCGCUGCUCAGCCAUCGCCAGAUCUUCCGCAGGUCGCACGUCCAGCCUGGCAGCAGCCUCCGCCUGGUUAUCAAUAUCCACCUCCACGCUAUCCUCUGCCAGGCUACCAGUAUCCGCCCCCUCGUUAUCCCCUUCCUGUGCAGGAUAUGUAUCAGCCGCCACCUGGGUCGAUGAUGUGGUCUAUGCCGCAGCCCGCAUAUCACAAUGCUCAGCAACUGCACAACCCGUAUGGACAAUUUUAUGGCCAGUAUCAGCCUCAGUGGCCCCAACAGCGUCAGCAAGGCCCAGUGUCGCCACGACCCAUACCUCCACCGACGCCACCCUGA